This is a messenger RNA of Hibiscus syriacus, 876 nucleotides long. RefSeq lists its product as uncharacterized. Lineage: Eukaryota; Viridiplantae; Streptophyta; Magnoliopsida; Malvales; Malvaceae. The transcript is spliced from 4 exons. The record is from RefSeq and is a predicted model, not a curated record. The coding region runs from base 159 to 674 and encodes 171 amino acids.
UCCCCCUUUCCACCUCCCUCCUCCGCUCCCCUCCCCUUCCACUUUUCUUUUCCCGCUCUAUUUUAUUUUUCCAUCUUUUCAAUUGUAAGCAGAUCUUUCUAAGUAAAUUUGCAAAUUAACUACAAUCGAAAAGCAGAGUUAAGGAAAAAUAGAAAGGAAUGAGAUCUUGGAAUUUAUCAGUUAUUCUGUUAUUCUUUUCAUUGCCUUUCUUCCUUCUCGCCUCUCCCUCGGCGUCUUCAAUCGGUUAUCAACAGGAAAGAAUUCAGCACAGAGUUUUGAUGAGCUUCAAAGAAUUUCUAAAGAAAGUAACGAUACUUUCGAUUGCUCUCCCUCUGGUCCUUGCGUUCCUUGCCUUUACUCUGAGAAGAGUGACAAAAAAUAUCGAUGUAGUGAGACUGGAUAUCGUAUCCCUUUCAAAUGUGUUGAACUUGAUGAUGGUUCGAAGGCUGAAAAUAAACAAAAAAUCGAAAAGGAUAGGUCUGAUCUUGAAAUCUCAGUCAUCAAUGGGAAGUCAAGAAAACUUGAUGAUUCAUCCACAUCGGAGAGUAGGGGACGAGCCUACAUCACCUAUAGAAGCUGUAUACCUGCAGUUAAUGAAGAGAAGUUAUCAGUACUCGGUUUUGAGGGAAUUGUUUUUGGCUUACUGCUCAUUAGUGGUUCAGUCAUAUUCUUAAGAAGAAAGCGGGCCAUUACCAUGCCCGGUGUUUCUACAGGGAGGAUCCAACCUAACUCUAGGUUUUAAUUUGGAAGCCCUUUCAUAGGAAACCACUUGUUGAUUAUUGAGGCUUUGAAGUAAUUUAGUAUAAAACUACAUCUACAGGUAAUGCUUUAGUUGCUCAUUUCUUUCCUUUUUAAUAUAUUUUUUUUAAAUCUCAA